This is a messenger RNA of Symbiodinium natans, 1266 nucleotides long. The record is from the annotation of a GenBank genome assembly. Lineage: Eukaryota; Dinophyceae; Suessiales; Symbiodiniaceae.
AUGGCAUCCAUCGUUCGGUUCGCUCACAGAAGAGGACCCAUGGGCUGGACACACCAUGCCCUGAAGGUUCUGGAUCGCGAGCGGCAUCGAUGUGCUAGCACCCCUCUGCUGAGCAUGGCUGAUGGUAUGGUCCAGCCCAAGUUUGGUAGCAACGCCUUCGCGAUGAAUGGCUGUGGUGGUGGUGAUGGUAUUGACCUGUACUUCAAGGACGAGUCGGUUCAUCAGUCAGGAUCUCUCAAGCAUCGAUUGGCACGUAGCCUUUUCCUUUACAAGAUAUCCUCGGGUCAGAUCCGAGAAGGGACCACUUGCAUUGAGGCCUCCAGUGGAUCCACCGCCAUUUCCGAAGCCUACUUCGCUCGCCUGCUUGGGCUGCCCUUCAUUGCAGUCGUAGCAUCGACCACCGCCAAGAGCAAGCUGCGGUGCAUUGAGAGGCUCGGAGCCACAUGUGUGUUGGUCGAUUCUGCCGACCAAGUCUACGCCGAGGCGCAAGCCAUCGAGGCGAAGCUGAACCAGAGAAGCGGUGACUCCUUUGGAGGCCACUACAUGGAUCAGUUCACCAACGCCGAGAGAGCUACCGACUGGAAGGGCAACAACAACCUCGCGGAAGAUAUCCUCCACCAGAUGGAAGUAGAGCGACACCCGGUUCCCUCCUAUGUUGUUGUAGGAGCUGGAACCGGUGGUACGGCCACCACGCUGGGACGUUUCAUGCACUACAACGACUAUGACACCCAAAUCUGUGUCGUUGAUCCCGAGAACUCCGUAUUUUACGAUUGCUUUCGAACCGGCGACACUUCCCUUGUUCUGGGAGACGGCGACAGCAGCAUCCCUCCCGAAGAAUCAGGAAUUGUGCCCAAAUCCGGUCAUGGCCGAUCCAUGAUUGAAGGAAUCGGCCGUCCACGAGUCGAGCCCAGCUUUGUGCCCUCCGCCGUUGACACCAUGAUUCGAGUGCCCGACGCAGCUUCUUACGCUGCCAUGCACUUUCUCAACGACUUGGGAAUCAGUUCCAAUAUGCCCGGCGCAUCGAGCGGUACGAAUCUCUAUGGUUCCAUUGUCCUGAUCGAUGAAAUGCGACGAAACGGACAGGAUGGGAGCCUGGUCACUCUCAUCUGUGACCGCGGAGACCGCUACUUGGAUACAUACUACAACCAGGAGUGGCUGAGAGAGAACGGUUUUGAUCUGGAGCCUUACUUAGAGCAGAUCCGAAACUUCUGGGAGACGGGUACCCUGAAGAAAGUGGGAAGGUCGCACAGUGUUGCAAAGCACUAG